Molecule: messenger RNA, 5952 nt
Organism: Lates calcarifer (barramundi perch)
Lineage: Eukaryota; Metazoa; Chordata; Actinopteri; Centropomidae
Product: apoptosis-stimulating of p53 protein 1-like
Biological process (GO): regulation of apoptotic process
Cellular component (GO): nucleus
Molecular function (GO): p53 binding
Source: RefSeq, a predicted model, not a curated record
AGCGGCAAUGCUAUGAUGAAGAGGUUUGUGACCAUAGUGUUACGUGGCCUUGUUAGCCUCUCAAAGGAGAACCCCAUUUGGGCAAAGGAGCACCACCGGCCACCAAAGAAGGAGAUCAGGAGGAAACGGAGGGCGGUCAAGAGAGCCAAGAGCAUGGGCAGACGCAACUUAAUGAUAUUGACGGUAUACCUCAGCGAUGGGGAACAGGCUGUGACUGAGGUGCCCAUCACACCUGAGACAACGUGCCGAGACGUCGUUGAGUUCUGCAAGGAGCCCGGCGAGACCGGCUGCCACCUGGCUGAGGUCUGGAGAGGCAAUGAGCGAGCGAUCCCCUUCGAGCACAUGAUGUACGAACACCUGCAGAAGUGGGGGCCUCGGAAACAAGAGGUCAAGUUCUUCCUCCGGCACGAAGAUUCACCAACUGAAAGCAGCGAUCAAGGGAGUCAGCAGUCUCAGGAUCAGACGAGUCGCAGAAGUGGAAACGCUGGAGAGAAGCACAAUGAGAACAGGGGUGUGGGGAAUCAGCGUGUGGAGCUCACGCUGUCAGAGCUGCAGGAGAUGGCCACACGGCAGCAGCAGCAAAUCGAGGCUCAGCAGCAGAUGCUUGUCGCAAAGGAGCAACGUUUGCGUUACUUGAAGCAGCAGGAGCGGCGUCAGCAGCAAACUGUCUCAGAGAGCGAGAAGCUACAGAGGCUAAAGGAACGCGUGGAGAGCCAGGAGGCGAAACUCAAGAAGAUUCGGGCCAUGAGAGGCCAAGUGGACUACAGCAAGGUCAUCAACGGCAACCUGUCUGUAGAAAUUGAGCAAGUUAGCAGCCUGUUCCAGGAGAAGCAGGCGGAGUUGCAGGCAGCUGUACUGAGAGUGGAGCAGCUCAGCUUGCAGCUGGAGGACCUGCGGAGGGGAAAGCUCAACGGCAUACAGACGGCUUUGGGUGGCCAAGUAACCGGUGCUGCAGCCUUAGAGCUGCGUAAACUCUACCAGGAGCUUCAGAUUCGGAACAAGUUGAACCAAGAACAAAACAGCAAGCUGCAGCAGCAGAAGGAGCUUCUGAACAAGCGCAACAUGGAGGUGACGCUCAUGGAUAAGCGCAUCAGUGAGCUGCGGGAACGCCUCUACAAGAAAAAAGCUGAGGCACGUCAAAAAGAGAACCUCCCUCUGAACAGAGCCAACGGGCCUCCCUCUCCCCAGCCAGCUGCUGGGACUCUGGGUCGUGUUGCUGCUGUUGGACCGUACAUCCAAGUCCCUGUACCAGGCCGACAGGAAGGAGGCUACACCAUACCACCUGAACCCCUGAAGCCUCAGACUCUGGGUGUCAGUAAUCAAGCCACCCAUGGCCGCACCAAGUCAGACGGUGUGCGAAAGCCUCCCGGCCCUUGGAAGGUGUCUGAUUUAGACAUCGUUGUGGACCCGGUACCCCCGUCCCUUCCAGAAUCACACCCGGGCCCUGGAGCCUCCACUGGCUCUGACGGCACGUCCCCUAAUGAGGCUGGUUGGCCUACCGUUGGCAAGACCAGCACAACUCUAAAGCCUCCUGAGAGAAGAGACUCAGGGACUGAUACCCAGGGCAAGAGCCCUCCCUCAGGCUCCCCCGUCGCUCCAAGUGCAGAAAAGGUGCUAGAUUCCAAAAUGGCUGUCUCUUCCCCUGCCAUAUCCAAGCCACAGCCGCCUCCCUACGGCUCCCACCUCACCUCCGCAAACUCAGCCACCUCCUUGGAGCGCCGCAAGGACGCACCUCCUCCCCCUCGCCCACUCCCAAACCCACCAGCUCCCGCUUGGCCCCGCGUCCCCCCCUCCACAGGGUCCUCCUCCCAGCAGAUCCAGCAGCGUAUCUCAGUGCCACCAAGCCCCACCUUCCAGCCCACUCUGCCGCCGUUCCCCCCAGGGCUGAGCGAGCGCCUCGAUCCGCCGCCGGCUGUGGCGGUACGCCCCUUCAUCCCCGACAGAGGAUCGCGGCCGCAGUCGCCCCGUAAAGGCCCCCCCACAAUGAACUCCAGCUCCAUCUAUCACAUGUACCUCCAGCAGGCAGCGCCAAAGAGCCAGCCACUCAAGCCUGCUCUCAAAGCAGUAUAUGGGAAGCCAGUUCUCCCCUCCAGCUCGACACCCCCCUCGCCCCUGCCUUUUGUCCAGACAGGAGGGGCCUUCCCAUUGCUCCAAGGCCAGCCGAGCGGUGACGACACUCUGGACGGAGAAUUUGAUGAUCACGAGGGCUUCCAGCACCUGGAGCCCUUGGCGCCUCCUCCCAGCGUGGAGAACAUCCCACGACCGCUCAGCCCCACUAAGCUAACACCCAUGGUACACUCCCCGCUGCGUUACCAAAGCGACGCCGACCUCGAGGUGCUCCGCAAAAAGUUGGCCAACGCCCCGAGACCCCUGAAGAAGCGCAGCUCCAUCACAGAACCAGAGGGCCCCAGCGGCCCCAACAUCCAGAAACUGCUCUACCAGAGAUUCAACACUCUAGCAGGAGGCAUAGAGGGUAAUGGGGGCAGUGGAUCAGGAUUGGUAAUGGCUGCAGGCAAUGGAACACCAUUUUAUCAGCCAGCUAAUCCUCCUGGAUAUCUGGGAGGUGACUCUGUGGCUGAUACCGACAAUGGUAACCUGCCCUCUGAGACGCCGCUACCGCCGCCACCAGGGGCAGAGGAGCUGGGCUCUGAGGCUCCACCGCCAUCUACUGACGCUAAUGACAACGAGCCGCUGCCCCCGCCACCAGAGGGAGAUCCCGGUGAAGCAGAGGGACCGGAGGAUGACGACAACAACAACAACGUGGGGAGCUCUGAGGCGUCACUGCCCAGUCCUGUCCCAGAGGUCACCACUCCAGAGGAGAGCGGCACGGUGGUCUCACAGCCACUGGAGAAACGCACAAACCUGAAGAAGCCAAACUCUGAGCGCACUGGUCACGGCUUCAGAGUCAAGUUCAACCCUCUGGCCCUGCUGCUGGAUGCCUCAUUGGAGGGAGAGUUUGACCUCGUUCAGAGGAUCAUCUAUGAGGUGGAGAAUCCAAGCACUCCCAACGAUGAGGGCAUCACACCCUUGCACAAUGCAGUGUGCGCGGGACAUCACCACAUAGUCAAGUUCCUGCUGGAUUUCGGUGUGAACGUCAACGCUGCAGACAGUGACGGAUGGACUCCGCUUCACUGUGCCGCCUCCUGUAACAGUGUUCAUCUCUGCAAGUUGUUGGUUGAGUCGGGAGCGGCCAUCUUUGCCAGCACCAUUAGUGAUGUGGAGACUGCUGCAGAUAAGUGUGAAGAAAUGGAGGAGGGCUACAUCCAGUGCUCCCAGUUUCUAUAUGGUGUCCAGGAGAAAUUGGGCGUAAUGAACAAGGGGACGGUGUACGCCCUGUGGGAUUACGUAGCUCAGAACCAGGACGAGUUGUCGUUCAGCGAGGGGGACGCCAUCACCAUUCUGCGGCGACAGGAUGACAGUGAGACAGAGUGGUGGUGGGCGCGACUUGAAGACAACGAGGGCUACGUGCCCCGCAACCUGUUGGGGCUCUAUCCUAGGAUCAAACCUCGUCAGCGCUCCCUGGCGUAGUGUCUCACUCCGCUGACCUCUGGCUAACAGCUGGACUAGUGACAAAAGAGCAGAGAACAAAGGAGCCUGGCGCUCCGUCUUCUUCCCGUGGCCAUAACCCCUCCCCCCUCUGCCUUUUGCUUCUUACAAAAUCCUUUUUCUCUGAAGCAGUGGGCACUAAACUCUUGACACACAUAUUUAACAUCUGCACACGCGCACACACACACACACACACACACACACAGUGAAACACAAGCACUCCAAAUGCGAAAAUCUCUGAAACCACUCCAUCCUGACCCCCCUCCCCUCUCACCCCCUCUACACCUUUCAACCAACCUAUCGCUCUGUCAUCAUCCCAACUUGAUUUUUCCCCGAUUCAGUGUCAGCUCUGUAUCAGACAUCAACUUGAAGAAUAAAACACUAACCCUCGUCUCAGUAUUUCUUACAGUAUUCACACUCCUUCAGCCAUCUCCAUCUCCCUCAUGACGUCUGUGGUGGCACUGGUUUAUGUGACACUAACCAUAUGGUGGCUUGAAAUUCAUCUUUAAGGAUGAGAAGUUGCUGAUUUUUGUCAGUAAAAUGUAAACUGAGCUGUCGGACAUUAAGUGUAAUUUUAAUACCAAUUUGAUCCCCUUGCACAAAGAAACACUAACACAGAUAAAUGUGCUCAGUGUUUGAUUUUACUGUAGUCUAACCACCAAAGAUAAAUAUAGAUUUAGCAGUUUUAGUUCAGUUACUCCCUGAGACCUUGCAGAAUUGUUGAGGUGUGAGAUAAUCAAUUGAUUUGCUGCUAUCAGUAAUGAUUAACAGCUUCCAGGAGUUGAAUUACAGUCUCAUGGAGCAGGAAAUUGAUUUUGUACAGGAUACUACAAAAUGUUAAGUACACAGUCCAGUGAAAACAAAUGCAGUGAAUUAAAGCAAAGACAAACAUAGAUAGACAGCUCACAGAUUGUCACUAGCCACAUUUCAUGAACAUCUUUGCAAGACAUGUUUGUUUACUCUGUGUCAUCUGUUCAGAAUCUGGAAUCAGGACUACUGUGGAGGUGUGGCAAGAACAUUAAUAAAUUAUGAGGUUUCAGAUAAUAAUCCGUUUUUUCUGUCAUAUGAGAUUUCAAGAUGUACCUAACUGUUUGAAUGAGCAGUCCAAAUAUUUAUGUAUAUAUUUUUGGUAACUUAUUAUUCUUGAAAUUAGCAGGUCAUAUGCAGGACUUCAGAUAUUGUCAUGGAGAUGCAAAAAAAAAAAACAAACAAAAAAGGGUUGCCAAAUACACUAAGUACUUGUGUCAGUACAAAGGAUACAAAGCUAAAAUAUCUCUAACUUUGGGUAUUUCAGGAAUUAUUAUUUGGGAAAUCAUUUUACAGAUUGAGUUUUAUCACAAUUUGAGUUAUAGUUUUAAAUUUUUCUGUACUGAGGCAGGCAGUUGAGUCAGUUCCAGAGAGACAGAAAGACGUUAGCUUUUGAUGGUAUCGUCAGGUCAGUUUUACUGUUUUCCUGAAUAUUAAUCAAGUCAUUCACAGUAUGUAUCAUUUUUUUUGAUAAGUCAAGGCAUUAAUGUUAAAUCCAAUCUCACUUCAAUAAUCCAUUGUUUGUGUCACAUGAUAAGAUUUUUGCCUUUCUUGUCAUUAAACUUGACAACAUGGAAAAAGAAGUAUCUCUGAAAACUUGGAAGCAUUUCAUGAGAUGCAGACAUUGCACCUCAGAAAACACUGGAAUCAUCAGCCAGACCAUUUUACAAACUUUGUUUACCCCACUAGACAAAGUUAGUUUUAACACUCAAUUUUAAAAACCUUUAUUUUUUUCUCUUAGCUGCUAAGUAACUCUGGUCAUCUAAUGCUGCAGUUAUCUUUCUGUGGCUGUGACAAACCCCACUUGAAACACUUAAUCUCAGGACCAACAUGGUGCUGCUGACACUGUUUCACCACUGAACUAGUGAUCACAUUUCUAUUUUUAUUCUCAACAUACAUCACCUUCAUUUGAGCAGCGAACCAAACAAAAACAAAGUCUAAAAUUUGAAAAAAACAAAACAACACAUAAAAAACAGAUCAGUUAUGGGCAUAAAUUAUUAAUAGAUAAAGAGACAGUUACUGUGUCUAAAUGUUUAGAAUCAGAUUUCAAAUUAGCUUCAGACAAUCCCGAAUUUGCCCCGUUCUCUUCCUCCAGCUGCCCCCAUUUCAGGUAUACGCGCUUCCAGUAACACUGAUACACGUGUUAUCUGUCACAUUAUUAAACAUCUAGAGUCCAUCAACUUGUUCUGAACCUUGAGUGACUGUGUGUUAUGCCAAGUGUGCUAGUGGCCCAGGCUUUAUCAUGGCUUACACCUGUACAUAGUGUGAGGAGAUGUGUUAUAUGUCUGUUUGCUGUAUGGAGUGGGCUUUCUGUAUAAACGCUGUACUCACACAUUCAAUUCUGUAAAUGUGAACAAUAAAACAGAAGCUCUGGCAUGA